Messenger RNA from Parnassius apollo (apollo), 300 nucleotides. The record is from the annotation of a GenBank genome assembly. Lineage: Eukaryota; Metazoa; Arthropoda; Insecta; Lepidoptera; Papilionidae.
AUGUCUUCGUCACGUCCAAGCGGUGGUCGAAAUUUCACGGACGCAGAAUUGGCCAGAUAUCUGAACUAUAAUGGUGUCACUAGUGAUAGCGAUGGCGAAACUGAGGGGAGUGAAACUGAGGAUUAUUUGGAGGUUGAGGAUUCUGAACAAACUGAUGAAGACGACGAGCCAAUGGAGACAUCAUAUACAUCCGAAGCAAACUCUUCUACAUUCAGGGCAUUCGAUAUGCUCAGUACAAUAUUUAGAAGGUCUUCUUUGCUUUCUGUGUUCGACACCGGCAUUGCGAAUCUCAAUACUUAA